AUGUGGUUCCUGCGCUUCGGAGCCGGGCUCCUCUGGGCCCUGCUGGCGGGAGGGCUGGAUUUCAAGGCGCAGGAAAGCCCCAGUCCCCGAUCUCCGGCCCCUGUGCCCCCUCUCCUCUGGAAGAUGUUCCAGCGGAGGACCUUCCCGCCGGCCGCCGAGGAGAAGCCCAAGGACGCCUGCUGGGUGGAAGAAUUCGACGUCCCCGGGAACAUCAUCCGGGUUUUCCCGGAUCAAGGUGGCUUCAUUCACAGAGAGGAGCCCCAGAGUUGGGUGUGUCUCCAGAAGCGGCUGUAUUUCAACUUCUCCGCCCUGGAGGAAGCCGAAGAACUGACAAUGGCUCAGCUCCAGAUCAGGUUCGGCCAAAAUUCCUACCACGCUUCUGGAUCCAAGCUGCCCUUUGAGCUGAGCCUCUACAGAGCUUCCCAGAUGGCCUUGCGGGGCAUGUCGACCCACGCUUACAGCCGAAAUCUGCUGGUGGAACAGUCCUUCCUGCACUUACACAAGUCUUUCCUCUUCAACCUGACCGAGGUAGCGAGAGAUUGGCGGGUCACCGGCAGAAACCUGGGCCUGAUCUUGGAAAUUGCCUCGCCCCAGGCAGGUGCGUUUUGCUCUAACCUGGAUUCCUUCCUGGACGCUUCUCUGCUGGUGAUCUCCCUCGCCCCCAAACACUGCAAAGGGAGCAGGGCCAAGCGAAGCUCCCACUACGUGCCGGCCGGCCUCAGCAACGUCUGCAAGCCCCGCCGGCUGUACAUCAGCUUUGGUGACAUCGGCUGGGAGAACUGGAUCAUAGCCCCACAGGGCUACAUGGCGAACUACUGUCUGGGGGAGUGCCCCUUCCCCUUGACGGAGGAGCUCAACAGCACCAACCACGCCAUCUUGCAAACCAUGGUCCACUCCCUGGACCCCGAAGGGACCCCACAGCCCUGCUGCGUCCCGGUACGCCUCUCGCCCAUCUCCAUCUUGUACUACGACAACGACGACAACGUGGUGUUGCGGCAUUACGAGGACAUGGUGGUGGACGAAUGCGGCUGUCGCUGA
This is a messenger RNA of Gekko japonicus, 1038 nucleotides long. It is a transcript of the gene GDF1, whose product is annotated as growth differentiation factor 1. Gene Ontology annotation, biological process: BMP signaling pathway; SMAD protein signal transduction. Gene Ontology annotation, molecular function: cytokine activity; growth factor activity. The record is from RefSeq and is a predicted model, not a curated record. The coding region runs from base 1 to 1038 and encodes 345 amino acids. Gene Ontology annotation, cellular component: extracellular region. The transcript is spliced from 3 exons. Lineage: Eukaryota; Metazoa; Chordata; Lepidosauria; Squamata; Gekkonidae.